Cotesia glomerata is the source of this 2017-nucleotide messenger RNA. RefSeq lists its product as uncharacterized. Bases 833 to 2017 code for a protein of 394 amino acids. NCBI's taxonomy places the organism in Eukaryota, Metazoa, Arthropoda, Insecta, Hymenoptera, Braconidae. The transcript has 3 exons. The record is from RefSeq and is a predicted model, not a curated record.
AAGUAAGAAAUUUUUUUUUUCUGUAUAUAUAGAUUGUUUCUCGUAAAAUUUUACAUUAACUUAUCUCUUUUACUAUUUUAGGCUAGACGUUUUUCAACACCGCAGAAGCUGUUGUCAUUGAUCAUACACGAACGGUCUCCAACGGCUUAUAAGCUAUUGUCUGAUCUGUUUGUUCUUCCUAGUCCUGGAACUUUGAAAAAAGUUCUUGACAGGAUGAACUUCGAUACAGGAAUAGCUCCAGUUAUUGCACGUCACCUACGUAAUGAAGGUGAACGUCUGGCAUCUUCAUUGGAUAGAUAUGUGACAAUAAUUUGGGAUGAAGCUGCAACGGCACCGCAUUUGCAUUACGAUCAUUCAAAAGAUAAAAUUUUUGGAUUCGAAGAUUUUGGAUACAAGAGGACAAUUAAAUUUGCCGAUCAUGUCAUUGUGGUUGCUGCUCAUUCGGCAAAUCGUGAUGAUUGGUUUGUCCCUAUCUAUCAUGGGUUUUGUGAAGGUCAAACUAAUCCACCCGAAUUAAUUAGGAUUAUCAAAUUAGUAUUCGAUGAAGUAAUUGAUUGUGGACUAGUUCCCGUGGCGACGGUUUGUGACCAGGGAACCAAUAAUGUUAAGGCUGUAAAAGAUUUAAUUUUACAGUCUAACAGAUUAAGGUUCCAACAAAAACAAAAUCCAGAUAAUACUAUUCUAUGGCGUGGUUUGGAAAUUGUUCCGUUGUUCGAUAGUCCUCAUCUGACAAAGGGUUCUCGAAACAAUUUACUGACCAAAAAACUGGAGUACGUGCACAACGCUAAGGCGCAGCGUGAAUUUUUUACUUUAUUUAAGUAUAUCAACGUAAAUGUCAGCGACUCACUACGCUCAAUGGGAUGAUGUCGAGCAAGCAUAUAGAGUUGAUAAACACCGUACAACUGGUUCUCGAGUCACGAAGUUGACCGAUGAGCAUAUUUAUGUAAAAAAAAUUAAGAAAAUGAGAGUCCGUCCUGCUGCUCAAAUAAUGAGUCGAACCGUGGCAAAUUUGAUCAAAAGUGUAAUUGAUUCUCCAGAUCCUAUUGAAACAACAGAAGGACAAGUGUAUAUGGAUCAUAAAUCAUUAUUUACAGCUGAGAUUUUGAACUUUUUUAAUGACUUGUUCGAUUCGAUAAAUGGCUCACCCCGUCAUAUAAAAACUACAGCCCCGUUGCGAGCUACCGUUACUGCUGACAGUCCUCAUCAUGAGUUUUGGGCCCGCAGCAAGUAUUUUUUGGGUCAGUUGCGAUUUCUUGAUCCUAAAAAUACAAAACGCAAAGCUUCAGUUCCUACUCUCGAUAAUUGGAAGCUGAACGUAGAGGGCUUCAUGAAACUGUGGAAAAUCUUGUCUCGUUACGAGUUUAAAGAAUUCUCUCCCCGAAAUUUUAAUCAAGACGAUCUUGAAAGUACCUUUGGAUGGUUAAGGCAAAAGAGUUGUAAUAAGAAGCCGUCUUGUAGAUUAAUCACCUCACACUUAAGGAGUUUUCUAAUCGACAAAGUAGGAAGAUUCAAGGUACGCCAUGGGAAUACAGAACAUCGUUCUGACCAUGAUGAUUCCGAGAGUGUCGAUUUUUCUGAUAUAAUUUCUACGUUCAACAACUUUUUAAUUGAUAUUGAUUGUGUUGAUAAUGAUGGUGAUGAAAAUAAUACUAAUGAUGUAGAAGAUUCUGCUGAAACAUCUACUAUCGAAAGCAGUAUUCCAUUUUCUAAUGCUGAAUCGACAAAACCAAAGUCAAACAUCAUUGAGCAAUUAUCUCGUCAUAACGAGAUAAGUCAGCAACUGAUGAAAGUUGUUGAAUGUAGAAAUUGUAAAAUUUCUUUUGUGCGAAAGACAGGUUCCGUUACGUCAAACUCAUCCUUUGACCUCAUGUACUUUCAAGUACUUGUAGCUAUUGAAAAAUUCAUGGUCACUCAGUGCUACAAGUUUGAAAUCAGUAAAAUUUUAAAAUUGAGGGUUGAAGAACUUAUGAACCGUAGCGAGAUUACCAAGCAAUGGUCGUCUUGUUUAGAGCAUUAA